AUGAAUCAAGGAGAAGUUGAUGACUGGGAAUUAAGAUUAUUAAUAGCUGAAAUCGACAAAAAACCUAUCAAUAGAGGCUCAAGCUACGAAAAUCUUCUAUCGAAGCUUCUAGAAGUUCGAAAAGAAAUUAAUAAAAACAAUUUCAUUCUCGACGAGGAUAUGUUAGAUGAAAUCGAGUCUGGGAGAGAUGAAUUAAUUGAAUAUGAGUAUAUUUUGGACUUCAGUGAUUACUUGGAGUCGGAUUUCAAUUUUAGUGAUUUGUCGGAAGAAUUGAAGAGAAAAUGUUUGAAUUAUUUGGAGGAAAGACCAUCGAUAAAUGAAACCGACCACGAAAUCGCCCUAUCUACAAUUCAAAAGAUUCAAAUAGAAAUCAAUCAAAGCGAUUUUGUGAUUGAAGAAGAUUUGUUGGAUUUAAUCGAUUCUGGGAGAGAAGAAAUCGAGAAAUCUGAAAAUGACGUCAAAUUUGAUACGAAUUGGAAUGAUUUGUCGCCGACGUUGAAGAUGAAAUGUAUGGAGUAUUUGGAUUUUGAAGACAGACUCUGUCUCCGUGCCACAUCUCGUACCGAAAUGAAAUCAAUCGAUUCGUAUCGCAUGAAGCUCGAUGUAGUUCAAUUAUUCCCAGAAGAAGACGUGUUCAUGAGUGUUAUGAGAAAUUUUAAGUAUUCAGAACUCAAAAUUCCAAAAAUCAAUGCAUUUGGAAGUGAUCGAAAUCUGAUUUACCUGGAAAAGUUCACUCAUUCACUUGCGUAUAUUCUGAAUCAUUGUAAUAUUACGAAACUGGAAGUGUUCGAGGUAUCAGGAAUGCAUACUCAUGUUCUGAAGAGACUUCAUCAAUUAGUGCCACCUCAAUCGAUUCAUGUCAAGUAUUUCUAUUCGAAUCUGCUUCACAGCACUUCCUCUUUCUUCCUCCACUGCUGCUGGAAUCGAACGGAAAGCAUCAUUUUUGAGAAUUUCCGCAAUUUUCAUGUCAAGGAACUUAAGAAAAUUCCAUCGGUAAAAACGGCGAAGAGAGUGCAUGUCGUCGACUCGGAUGGUUCGAUGAAGCAGUGGAGGGAAGCGAUGGAGAGAGGUCGUGUGGGGGAAGCAGCGAGAAGAUAA
This is a messenger RNA of Caenorhabditis remanei, 1098 nucleotides long. RefSeq lists its product as uncharacterized. The record is from RefSeq and is a predicted model, not a curated record. The transcript is spliced from 5 exons. Bases 1 to 1098 code for a protein of 365 amino acids. NCBI's taxonomy places the organism in Eukaryota, Metazoa, Nematoda, Chromadorea, Rhabditida, Rhabditidae. Gene Ontology annotation, molecular function: protein binding.